This is a messenger RNA of Daldinia vernicosa, 1572 nucleotides long. RefSeq names its product Phox-like protein. The transcript is spliced from 3 exons. Gene Ontology annotation, cellular component: endosome. Lineage: Eukaryota; Fungi; Ascomycota; Sordariomycetes; Xylariales; Hypoxylaceae. The record is from RefSeq and is a predicted model, not a curated record. Gene Ontology annotation, molecular function: phosphatidylinositol-3-phosphate binding. Bases 648 to 1382 code for a protein of 244 amino acids.
GACAUCGUCCGUAUACUAUCUAGCGCCUCUUAACUCUAUACAUAGUAGCUAAGCUUGGAAUGUCUAUAACUUCUAUCAAAAGUAAACUGAAAAAGAUGGAAUAGCUGAGUUGGUAUCUCAACCGAUAAGAGUUGAGCGUAUCGUAUCGUACACAGCACCAGAUAGAUAAUCGAUAAGACGAACCCAACCAGCCUAACCCCCUGAUACUAUUAAUCGUUAGUGCCAAGCCCCAAAACGUUGACGUGGGCUGUUCCUUCUUCCCCACGUCCAUAGAUCCCUGCAACACCAAUUGAACGGCCGCGCCGUAAUGAGCGAAGUGCAGGGGUGCGACCUCAUGUUUAAUCGAAUUGACUUUUCAACCCUCAACCUAACGCAACCUUAAACCUUCAAAGACUUUUAGUCCCCCUAUUGGUUUUUGAUCUGGUCGAAUUAGGUGCAUAUUCCUCUGUCGAUUGGUACGUACCUAUCGUCACACCCGCUCUGCGUAUCGAAUUCCAUCUUAGAACAAACCUAUGUUACAUUACAUUACAAUCCAACAAUAACUAUCCUCCCUUGAUUCGCGAUUCUACGAUUGCAAUCGCACAUCUCCGAUAUACCCUCCCCUCAGCCCGCGGCUAUAUUGCGCCUACGCGCCCGCGCACGAACGAAUGGCGUCCAUCGUAGAGACCCAAUCCCCGAGCGCCAGCGGUGCCGCGACCGAAAUCGUACACAAGAACCUAUCGCAAGCAACACUACGCCCGAACCCGCCUCCCUCGCCUCCCGCAACCGAGACAGAUGCCGAGACAGAUUCAAACGCGUCGAAUGCGCCGCCACAGCCGGAACCUUCAACAACGGAUAUAUCGUCGCCAGAUAGCCGAGCAGAACAAGAUGAUGCGCCCGCGAUCUCGCCCGUAACGUCCCCGCCGUACUGGAUAAACACCCACUCUGCUCACCACGCGAGAGGAAUAUCCUCCCCGUCCGUCGAGUCCCUACCAGCCGGCGGAAUCACCCUACGCGACAACGAAAGCAGCAGCCUCGACGACCGGGGCAAUGCGUGCUGGGCCAGGAGCGUCGAGAUAACGGACUACGUCAUCGUGAACGGCAGCACGACUAACAUAGGCGCAUUCGUGGUGUGGAAUAUCAGAGUCGAGACGCUGAGCGGAAGCUAUAUGAACAUACGCAAGCGAUAUUCAGAGUUCGACGACUUCCGAUGGCGACUAGUGCGCACGUUCCCGAAUUUCGAGGCGGCGGUGCCCGAGCUACCGCCCAAGAGCAUGAUAUCCAAGUUCAGGCCGAGGUUUUUAGAGAGGCGACGAGCGGGUCUGCAGUAUUUCCUAAAUUGUAUACUAUUGAAUCCCGAGUUUUCCGGGUCGCCCGUCUUGAAAGAGUUCCUCUUCUCAUGACCGGCAGCCCAAACAGCUAGCUAGCUAGCUAGCUGGUCGGGUUACGGUACUUAGCGGGGCCACCGCACGAUCUCGACGCACGUCACGAAGUAAUGCUAAUUCUGUACGAACACAAUCGCUUGGAUGCCCGGGACGAUAAGGGGGGAGGUUUGGAUCCGGCCGGCUCAAGGGCGCCGGUAGUGUGUCACUA